Molecule: messenger RNA, 2263 nt
Organism: Ctenocephalides felis (cat flea)
Lineage: Eukaryota; Metazoa; Arthropoda; Insecta; Siphonaptera; Pulicidae
Product: folylpolyglutamate synthase, mitochondrial-like
Exons: 10
Coding region: 327-2171 (614 amino acids)
Biological process (GO): tetrahydrofolylpolyglutamate biosynthetic process
Cellular component (GO): mitochondrion; cytosol; cytoplasm
Molecular function (GO): tetrahydrofolylpolyglutamate synthase activity; ATP binding
Source: RefSeq, a predicted model, not a curated record
CAAUGCGCUGCCUAGGCAAUGUGACGUUGUUUCCAUGUGUUUUUGAGGUACUUUUGUUUAUUAAAAUAAAGGUUCACAAAGACUGCCAGGCCUGUACACGACAAAAAACCACAUGGCAGUCUGAAUAAUCUAGUUGACCCUUCUGACCCAUUGGUUUCGGCUAAUACUGGAUUCGUUGUGCUCCCAAUAGUUCAUAAUACCAUGAUUACUGAUUAUAAAAUUGUGUAAAACCAUGAUUCGACAUUACCUAUCGUUGUAUUACGUUUCCCGUAUCUCUUGUUUAUAUUUAUCAUUUACAAACACAACUUGAAAGUUGUGCAAACUUAAUGUUAUUAUUACGUUCUGCAGUUAGAUUGAUAGUUAAUACGAUGCCGGACAUAAAAUUAAUUAGACCAUGUUCAUUAAAAAGUAGUUUUACUUAUGAGGAUGCCAUUGAAGCCCUUAACGGCUUACAGAGCAAUGCUUCUGUAUUACAACAGUCAAAGACUCGAGCUCACAACGAAGCUUGCAAAAAUUUAGAUGAAACUAGAAAGUAUAUGUUUCGUUGUGGAGUUUCUAUGAGUAAACUUAAUUUGCUUUCUGUUAUCCAUGUUGCCGGCACAAAAGGAAAGGGUACAACUUGUGCUUUGAGUGAAUCUAUUCUACGUUCCCAUGGGUUCAGGACAGGUUUUUUCUCAUCACCGCAUUUAACUUGUGUUACUGAAAGAAUACGACUUUGUGGAAAACCAAUAAAUAGAGACGUAUUUGUUCACUACUUUGAAACAGUCUACAAAGCGCUAGAAAGUAAAAAGGAGCAUACCCAUGACAUGCCACCAUACUUUAAAUUUUUAACUAUUCUUGCGUUCCAAAUAUUUAUUUCUGAGAAUGUAGACGUAGCAAUAAUCGAAGUUGGAAUAGGAGGUGAACAUGAUUGCACAAAUGUUUUGAGGAACGUAUCAACAGUAGGUAUAACAUCCUUAGGUAUUGAACAUACUGCAAUUUUGGGCGACACAAUUGAACAAAUAGCUUGGCAAAAAGCUGGUAUUAUGAAACCUGGUUGCCGAGCAUUUACAGUUCCUCAAAAAUAUCCAAGUGCCAUGACUGUUCUCAAGAAACGUGCAGAGGAAAUUAAUAUACCUUUAAAAGUGGUACCCACAUAUGAUUCAUAUACAUUUUCAAGUGAACCUGAUUUACAAGUUGAAACUGAAGCCCAGAAAUUAAAUUUAUCUUUAGCAAUUCAAAUAACUAAUCAUUGGAUGCAAAAACAUCGUAAUGAAAUUGGAAUAAAUCAGAUGCCAUUGCAAGAUUAUCAAACCAAUUUUAUAUUAGAUAUUGAUGAAACUUUUGUAAGAGGAAUCAACAAACUUUCAUGGCUUGGAAGAUACCAAAUAGUAAAAUGGAAGUGUUUGAAUGUGUAUUUAGAUGGGGCUCAUACUAUGGAAAGCUUAGAGACAUGUGUGGAGUGGUUUAAAAGGAAAUCUAGUGGAAACAUCACACAUCCGAAAGUCUUAAUAUUCAAUGCAACAGGUGAUAGAAAUUCAUCAUUACUUUUGAAAAAGGUGGUUACGCAAUGCUAUUUUAAAAGUGUGAUGUUUGUACCCAAUGCUGCUCAUGCAGAUCGUGCUCUUCGUAAUGAUCAAAAUAAUUACUCUAUGCCGCUAAAUAUGCAAAUGGAACGUUGCUAUGAGCACCGGGACGCUUGGAACAAGAUUAUUGAAGAACAACACAGAAACACUAAUAUCUUGAAUAAUUUAUGCAGUGAUUUUAAAAGUAAUAGGAAAUCAAAUCAGAAUAUCUCAGAAUCUCUUUCAUCAAUCAAUGCAGAAAAUUCUCAACAAUUUAAAUCAACAAAUGCACAUAGUAGUAGUUUUAUUGUGGAAACCAUAUCAUGCAAAAGUAAUGGAAUUAUGACAAAUAAUUGCCAUAAUAAAGAAAAUAAUAUGGAAAAUUCUAAUAUUAAAAAUAUGAAUAUAACAGAAAAUGGAACAAAAAAGAUGGAAAUAGAGCAAUCGAGGGAAAUAAAUAAUCCUUUUAAAUCCUACAACAGUGAAUGUCAUGUUUUUGACAGUGUCUACACAGCACUACAAUUUUCAGUUCAACAAUAUGGACCAUGUGAUGUCUUGGUGACUGGUUCAUUGCAUCUGAUCGGAGCUACUUUAAUAGCAUUAGAUCACAAUUCUGCAAAUGGUUAAAAUAUCUUAAAUCAGUCAAAAAUGAGGGAGAAAUCUUUGAAAAUAGAGAAAAUAUAACUUCAACUAUAUUCUUGCAUCACAAUUUCCUAUAU